Molecule: messenger RNA, 2210 nt
Organism: Python bivittatus (Burmese python)
Lineage: Eukaryota; Metazoa; Chordata; Lepidosauria; Squamata; Pythonidae
Gene: ETV7
Product: ETS variant transcription factor 7
Biological process (GO): regulation of transcription by RNA polymerase II; cell differentiation
Cellular component (GO): nucleus
Molecular function (GO): sequence-specific DNA binding; DNA-binding transcription factor activity, RNA polymerase II-specific
Source: RefSeq, a predicted model, not a curated record
GUCGUAGGCACGCAGCGCCGGUCUUUGCGGCUUGCCAAGGGGCGGCAGAAGCCGGCACAGGGGCGGGAGACUCAGGGGCCACUUCCUGGCGUGGACAGCGGCUCAUUCACGGGCCAAACUCCGGCACCUUUCGGAGCCGGCGCCUUUCGUUUUCGUUUUCCUGAAGGACAGCGAGCAGCGCCCGGGCGGGGGGAAGGGCUCGUGGGGAAUCGGGUAGGAGCCUGCAGGCAUCUGGACGAUCCCGGCCCCGGGUUCUCCUUGCAAUGCAGGCACGUCCAUCGCAAGGUCCGGCCCCUUCGGUCCAGCUGCCGCCGCCUUUUCGCCAGGCGGCUUCCCCGACCCGCGCAUCGCCCUCCUUGGACUUCAUAUGGGCUGGAAAUCAUGGGAUGAAGAAUAAAGAGAGGCAUGUGGAGGGCAGCGUCUGGGCCUGGGUUGAAGUGGCAGCUAGCUCUUUGACUCCUGUGGCCACAUCAGCUUUGCCCUUGCCAUUGCAUCCCACUUCAGAGGCUUCAGUACGGUUGCUCUAUGAUGGACAAAUCUGCACAUUGCCAGGCCGACUCAGAAUCCAACCCUUUCUAUGGAGCAAAGAUGAUGUGAUUCACUGGCUAAGAUGGGCUGAAAAAGAAUAUUCACUCAGGAAAUCCGAUGACAGUAACUUUGAAAUGAAUGGAAAAGCCCUUUGCAUUCUCACCAAGGACGAUUUCAAAUUUCGGGCUCCUAAUUCAGGAGAUGUGUUGUAUGAAUUACUCCAAUACAUAAAGACCCAGAGAAAAGCCCUUGUAUGUAGCCCUCUCUUUAAUAUUCCCUUUUGGGAUACAAAGCACACCCUGACCCAGAGCACUGCAGAAGGUCCCAAAUGCGACCCAGAAGAUUUCCCAGUUAAGGCCCCUGCAUUGCCUUCAGAACGGAUGUUCACCAUGACUAGUCAUGCAGGCUACUUGGAUCCAUCUCAGUCUUCCACCAAGACUCUUUAUACUCCUGGGGUGACCCCUCUUGCUUAUUGCAACCCAGAGAUCAGUCACAGGGGAAAUGUUUGCUCUUCUCCUGUAAAAUCAACUGCCCCAAUCAGUGAUAAAAUAGCAGACUGCAGGUUACUUUUGGAUUACAUCUACCAGCUCCUCUCUGACAGCCGGUAUGAAUCAUUUAUCAGAUGGGAAGACAAAGAAACCAAGAUCUUUCGGGUUGUAGAUCCCAAUGGUCUUGCUGGACUCUGGGGAAAACACAAGAACCGAAGGAAUAUGACAUAUGAGAAGAUGUCAAGAGCUUUGAGGCAUUACUAUAAACUCAACAUCAUCAAAAAGGAAACUGGACAGAAAUUGUUAUUCAGAUUCCUAAAAAUUCCUGGAGAAAUAAAACAGUAUACAGCAAGUAAAUUGGAGUAGUUGAACAAUGAAGAACAGAAAGGGGAAGAUUGGAAAGUUUUAUCAGAAGUCUCACUCUAAAUAUUUGCCAAGUCAUAGUGGCAUCAAGAGCUUGUGUUAACCAAUAGCAAAAUGUUUGAUGUCUGUAUGAAGCCAGAAAGAAAAAGGCCUCAGGGCAUUGUGCAUCCUGUAAAUGAAAUGCAAAGAACUAUUCCACAGGACUUCUGCUGUCAAACUGAAUAGAAGCAUUUGUACAAAACAGAAAGUUCUUAUGUUCAAAAACAGAGUCCUCAAAUCAGUUCUAGUUCCUCUGCCAAUCAUGUUGCCGUAGAAUUUCUUAGUUAUUCUCAAAGAUACCCCCUUCCAUAUAAAAAUAUCUCAUGGGAAAUUAAGCAGUUUUUCAACAAUAAGAAACAACAACAACAACAAAAACACACAUUUGCAAACUGAUCAGUGUUUUAUGCCAGGAGUGCUAAGGCAGGACCAAAACAGGCAGUCAAAUCUGGUUCACCCAGCACACUGAGCUUUGGCUUGUGUAAUUAUACUUUGUUGGACAGGUUAUAUAGUAACUUGUUUGGUUCAUGCAACAAUUAAAACCACAUUAUGGCUCAGUGCAAUGAAUUCACAUCCAUUCUGAUUUCUAAAGCAUUAUUGAACCAGGGUUUACAGGUAGUCUUUGGGUUAUGGUGGCAAUUGGAAACAGAAUUUUCAUCUCUAAGCAAUGUGGUCAAAAAGUGUGACAUCACAUGACUGCAUUGCUUAGUGACUGCAAUCCUGGCAGUCCCAGUUGCUGUCGUAACCCCAGGACUCUGCGGGUCAUGAAGUAGGAAGAGGCAGGGGUCCUGGGCA